AUGAACGCUAGCGGAAUGAGAAACGUGAGUCAUUCUUAAUGUAUAAACACACAAUGAUGUUGGGUGGAGUUAAGAUUUGAGAGUAUGAAAAGCCGAUGCUUUCUUUUGAACUAAGAGAUUUCUCUUUGAGAUAUGAUUUGCUAGGAUUUACUUUCAUCAUCUUUCGCCCAGCUUUCGUGAUGUGAUUUGAGGGCAUUAUCAUCAAUCUAAUUGAGUGUGCCAUGUCGUUGAUGUGUUGGGUUUUCAACACGAUUUAAUCGUCCCAAAUGGCACCCUAUUCCCUUUAUAGUGCACUACCCAUAAGGGAAUAGGUUGUCAUUUGGGACAGAACCUCUCUUAACAGAAGGCAGACACAUAUGUUUUUCCUACUGGCUGUCUUUUUCUUUCCUUGCGUGUUGUUCUAUAUCUCCUUCCACUUGAAGUAUAGCCUACAGCCCAAGGCAGGCAGUGUUUCCCAUACGCCUAAAUCCUCCUUGGUUGUGAUUAAGACUUGGUUCUGGCUAGAAAAAUAGUUUUUAUUAAUUUGGAGGGCCUAAAAAAAAGGCCCAAAGCUUUCAAGUUGGUUUGCCUGGUACCCGUUGCAUGAAAAUGGUUUAGGAACCAGUAUCCUAAGAGAACUGGAGAAAGUCAGAACCCUAACCAUUCUCAUCCAUCUCAAUUCACACUGAAUAGCCGCCCCCACCUCCUCCCCUCCUCCUCCCCCUCCCCUCCUCCCCCAGCCAUCAUGAUUGUGACCUCCUUUGAAAGUUCAUGCACUGCAUUUAUGAAGUGAGCCCAGGUGUUUUUUCAUCCAGAGCAAAGAUCAGCUUUCACAUGGAUCAGGUGUCCAUUGUGAUGGUUAGCAAUUUGCUCUGGCACUCUGCAGAGUGUUGCAGCUGUAAGCAGUACAAGAAGGGAAGGGGCCUCCGCUCCAAUCUGUUCUCUACCUUGGACUAUGUCCAAAAUGCACCUUAUUCCCUUCAUAGUGCACUACUUUUGACCUGGGGCCUGGUCAAAAGUAGUGCACUAUAUAGGGAAUAUGGUGCCAUUUGGGGUGCUGCCUUGGGCUGUUAAACUGGCAGCUCUAAGAAGAAACCAUCACGCGCCAAAUGUAAUCUAAUCUUGGAGGGAGUUCAUCAUGUUAAAUGGUGCUUUUCUUUUUCUCUUAUACUACUCAGGUGUUUCUCCACCGGCUCAACCAGUAUGCAGCCACGAAGAUUGACAAGAACAUCACAGAGGAAACCGUUAAGGUGAGUCUUUAUUAGUGUAGUCUAGUAAUUACAUCAUAAUUACUUAAUCUAGUAGUUACUUAAUGACUGUGUAAUCAAGAUCUGUGUAAACAUGUGAGUGGAAUGUCAGAAGAAUGAGUCCUUUUAGCUGCGUGGUUGAGUAUAAACCUUGUUUUCAUAACGUAAUCCAAUAAAAGACCGGAAAUUACAGCCGGAAUCCAAAUAAAACUCAACGUUUCUUGUUUGAAGGACUCUUUCAACCCAAAAUGGACGUUUCUUCUGAAUGAAUAAAAAAAUAGCUGCUAAGGCCUAGGCAUAUACAGGAAGCAGCUGUAAAUAUAAUCUAUUUAUAUAAAUGAUUCUGGCUGCGUGAGGGAGUGGGACAAUAAAGGAUGCUUCGUCGCUGUUGGGAGGGUCCUUGGCUGUCUGGUUGUGUCCCAAAUGGCAUCCUAUUCCCUAGGUAGUGCACUACUUUUGGCCAGAACCUAUAUGGGUGCAGGAAUCUGGUCAGAAGUAUUGCACUUAGGGUUGCAAAGCUACUGGUAGUUUACCAAAGUUACAGGAAUUUUCAGUAAUUUUGUUAAUUAACAGAUAACCUAUGGCAAUCUAUCCUAACUUUGGUAAUUUAUUCUUGAAUACAUUUUUUAAAAUGUACAGUGAGGGAAAAAAGUAUUUGAUCCUCUGCUGAUUUUGUACGUUUGCCCACUGACAAAGACAUGGUCAGUCUAUAAUUUUAAUGGUAGGUUUAUUUGAACAGUGAGAGACAGAAUAACAACAAACACAUCCAGAAAAACGCAUGUCAAAAAUGUUAUAAAUUGAUUUGCAUUUUAAUGAGGGAAAUAAGUAUUUGAUCCCUCUGCAAAACAUGACUUAGUACUUGGUGGCAAAACCCUUGUUGGCAAUCACAGAGGUCAGACGUUUCUUGUAGUUGGCCACCAGGCUUGCACAUAUCUCAGGAGGGAUUUUGUUCCACACCUCUUUGCAGAUCUUCUCCAAGUCAUUAAGGUUUCGAGGCUGACGUUUGGCAACUCAAACUUUCAGCUCCCUCCACAGAUUUUCUAUGGGAUUGAGGUCUGGAGACUGGCUAGGCCACUCCAGGACCUUAAUGUGCUUCUUCUUGAGCCACUCCUUUGUUGCCUUGGCCGUGUGUUUUGGGUCAUUGUCAUGCUGGAAUACCCAUUCACGACCCAUUUUCAAUGCCCUGGCUGAGGGAAGGAGGUUCUCACCCAAGAUUUGACGGUACAUGGCCCCGUCCAUCGUCCCUUUGAUGCGGUGAAGUUGUCCUGUCCCCUUAGCAGAAAACCCCCCCCAAAGCAUAAUGUUUCCACCUCCAUGUUUGACGGUGGGUUGGUGUUCUUGGGGUCAUAGGCAGCAUUCCUCCUCCUCCAAACACGGCGAGUUGAGUUGAUGCCAAAGAGCUCAAUUUUGGUCUCAUCUGACCACAACACUUUCACCCAGUUCUCCUCUGAAUCAUUCAGAUGUUCAUUGGCAAACUUCAGACGGCCCUGUAUAUGUGCUUUCUUGAGCAGGGGGACCUUGCGGGCGCUGCAGGAUUUCAGUCCUUCACGGCGUAGUGUGUUACCAAUUGUUUUCUUGGUGACUAUGGUCCCAGCUGCCUUGAGAUCAUUGACAAGAUCCUCCCGUGUAGUUCUGGGCUGAUUCCUCACCGUUCUCAUGAUCAUUGCAACUCCACAAGGUGAGAUCUUGCAUGGAGCCCCAGGCCGAGGGAGAUUGACAGUUAUUUUGUGUUUCUUCCAUUUGUGAAUAAUCGCACCAACUGUUGUCACCUUCUCACCAAGCUGCUUGGCGAUGGUCUUGUAGCCCAUUCCAGCCUUGUGUAGGUCUACAAUCUUGUCCCUGACAUCCUUGGAGAGUUCUUUGGUCUUGGCCAUGGUGGAGAGUUUGGAAUCUGAUUGAAGAGUGUGUCCCUUUAAGAGUGUGCUCCUAAUCUCAGCUCGUUACCUGUAUAAAAGACACCUGGGAGCCAGAAAUCUUUCUGAUUGAGAGGGGGUCAAAUACUUAUUUCCCUCAUUAAAAUGCAAAUCAAUUUAUAACAUUUUGACAUGCGUUUUUUUCUGGAUUUUUUGUUGUUAUUCUGUCUCUCACUGUUCAAAUAAACCUACCAUUAAAUUAUAGACAGAUCAUUUCUUUGUCAGUGGGAAAACGUACAAAAUCAGCAGGGGAUCAAAUACUUUUUUCCCUCACUGUAUUAAUAUAUAGUAUUCAUUUUUUAUAUCUGUCUCCUUAUUGUCCAUGAGUUUCUACUAGAUAGACCAUAUGGUUCAAGAGAAAAUAGCCUAAUUAAUGAAAAAAUAACCUAAUCAACAAUGCCAUUAUUUUCAAUUAACUCUGCAACUCGUCCAGCUAUUUUUUUCACAACUGCCACCAGUUUCACACCAAAACAUUGUCAACAAAUACAUACUGACAUAGUCAAAUGAAUAGGUGUGUAAAAAAAUAUAAAGGAUAUUUCAUGCUGAAACCCUCAUAUUAAGCACCAAUGAUAUUCACUACGUUGAUGGUUUAUAUUUAGGAUAAUGUUUUACAGCUUUGUCAUUCAAAUUUUUUUAAUUAUUGAAUUAUUUCAUAUAUUUUAGAUAUGAUAAGGCCACACAGAGGGCCAGAGAUAAAUACAGACACCAGUGAUAAUAUGAAGUACCCAAAAGGGCCACUAGAUGUCUUGUGAUAGAUUACAUAAAAUCCUUGAAAGAUACCAACAUUCUGGUAGUUUACUGAAGUUAGAACGUUUACCCUCCCUUUGCAACCCUAAGUGCACUAUAUAGGGAAUAUGAUGCCAUUUAGGGGCAGACUCCACUCUGUGGGCUUUGCUUAUUCUGGAAGUUAAACAUGCAUUGGCGGAGGAGCGGUCUACGUGUUCCUGUGUCCUGUGUUUUGGAACACGUUGUGAGAACACUGGGUGGAGGGGAGGAGUCUGGCGGAACGGGGGAACAAGGUCAGACGGAGGUCAGGGUUCUAGAAUGUCUUGGUUGUUGCUAACAAACAGCUGUCCCGCUCCAAUCCACCACAGAACCUUACUGUACUGGAACACUUCAGAGUGCAGAAGAUACAGAACAGAUACAGAUAUGAUUCCAUAUACUGCUUGAUGUAAGAAUCAUGUCAGUUACACAUUUUCAAUUUAGGUCUCUUGGGCGUUGUAUAUUGUCGCACCCACGGAGUGCAUAGUCCUCUGCUCUCUCAAGUUAUGGCAGUCCACCACAGGCACUAUAGGCCCCCCUCGCCAUCCACAAUCAGACCAUUAUUUUGUGCUUAAGCAUUGCCACAUAACAAUAAAAUCAAUUUAAAAAACUAUCCCACAUAAAGGCUAAAUUCAGCGUUCCAUAUGACAGAGCAUAUAAAAUGUCUCUCCAUUAAAAAUGUCUCUCUUUACAGUGUUUUCACAAAUGCUAAUUUCCUCUCAACUCUAGAAUUAUAAGAUGAAGUCAAGUCUGGAACUAUAAUGCCUCUUUCAAAUAAACCUCAUCCGUUGUUCUGUGACUUCUGUCUCCCUCCGAUCCCCAGACAAAUGCGCUCUCUCUCUCUCUGUCUCGCUCUCUCAUCUAUAGUGCCCCAAAAUAUUAAAACAUUUGAUUUUCCCGUAUUGUCUUGACUAGUGAACUCAAAAUAAUGGGUAUUUAUGGUCAAAACGUCACCACAUUGUUCUCUUCUCUACCAUGUUCCUCAGCAGAUAGCUGAUCAUGAUGGCAGGAUACUGAUCAAAGGAUACUGUAUGUGUUGAACUAUUGGGACACACUCCUUGUCCUUACUUGGCUAGUUUUUCUUGUCCUAAUGUUUCCAUGUUUACUUGGUUAGGUUUUGUCAAAUGUUUUGUUAUGUGUACCCCCUCCAGAUGUUAGUGUAUUCUGUCCUCUGGUGUUACAGUGUAUUCUGUCCCCCUCUAGGUGCUGUUCUCCAACCUGGAGGAAAUCCUGUCUGUGCAUCGUGACUUCCUGUCCAUGGUAGAAGAGCUGCUGCAGCCAGACCCCCACGCUUACCACGAAGUGGGCCGCUGCUUCCUGCACUUUGUGAGUCUCACA
Messenger RNA from Coregonus sp. 'balchen', 5239 nucleotides. The record is from the annotation of a GenBank genome assembly. NCBI's taxonomy places the organism in Eukaryota, Metazoa, Chordata, Actinopteri, Salmoniformes, Salmonidae.